GCGGAAACAAAUUUACAAGAAACAAAACAUUUAUUUCCACGACUAUGAAUUUAAAUGAGAUGUUUAGGGGCGUGAGGCUACAUUACCGGUGCGCAAUUACUGUUGAGGUAACAGAUCGACUUGCACAGCGUGGGUGAUACUGAAAAUGGCACCUAUUUCGACCAGUGGCAAUGACGAGGGAUUCUGGGGCGAAGCAACCUCCACGAUCGAUUGGUGCGAGGAAAACUAUGCUGUAACAUCAUACCUGGCGGAGUUCUGUAAGUGGAAUUUUGUAUUCAUACCACGCAGCUGUUGAUCUUGGGUUGUAGCCGCUUAUUAGCGAUUAAAAUGGCUUGCACCACAUUGUUUUAAAAUAAAAAUACCCUCCACGCAUUGUGUUGCUUUUUUAGUUGGACAUGAUCUGCCAACGUUGGUCAUAUUUUACAAGUGUUCGAUCGCACGGUGUUUAUGCACUCAAAAUAGUUUCAUUACGAUCAGAGGGAUUUUUUGUUGUUUAGAAAACGCCAAAAUCUUUGCAUGCUACCUAAUUUGUUUUUUAGAAACUGUACUUCAUCAUUAAACAACCCUGAAAUUUCCCCUGACAGUUUAAGCUUAAAAGGCGAUCAUGCAUUUAUAGAAUAACCAGUCAGAGGUGUUAAGAUGUGAAUUUGAAUGUCACAGAUAUAGACAAACAUAAGUACUAAUUUCAUUUAACUCUUACUUAAAAACUCUCGCAGCUAUGUAACAAAACAAAAUUUUUAUUUCUUCCAGAUUGAAAAUCAUUUUUCUUUCAUUCUCUGUUCUAGCAAACCUGACGUGGCCUCUAGUAAGGGUUGAAAUUAUUCAAAUUUCCUUCAGCAAUAGCUACCUCCGUUAUAUUGAUUUUGUAAUUGAUAUGACCCUUAGGACAAUCAAUACCAGUUAAGGAAAAUGAAAAAAAAAACAAAAAAAGAAAACAACCCUUUAGGCUUGGUUUUCACCGUUAAUGGAUGGUUUAUACUCUUUUCUCUUGUCAGUAAAGUUGUGUUACGUAUUUAUUCAACUUUUUGUUCUUUUUUUUCUUUUUAUCUAGGGAACACCAUAAGCAACUGGGUUUUUUUAAUUCCACCCUUUUUUGGAGCAGUUUUAACAUGGGAGUAUAAAAUAGAGAGAAGAUACACUUUGGCCUUUGUAUCAUUGCUAGGUAAUCUUUGAGGGAUUAAGCAAAAAAUUAUCUUAAUUAACUCUAUCCUGUUUUCAAAGAAUAGGUUCAAGAUGAGGAUUUUACUUUUUUUAAUUUUUAAUGUGGAAAUAUGAUCAUAACUGUAUCUAUUCCAUUAAUUCCCCUAAUAUUUGAAAUGUGAUUUUGAAGACUUCUUUGGUAACACUGAAAAUGUGACCCUGAACAGAAGGCAAAACAUAAAGAAACACACUUCUUAGAGACUUGAGGAGAUAGACAAAUCUUACUUUUUAUUGUUUUGUCCAGCAUUUUGUCUUCAUUUGCAUACAUCUGAAGUAGGUCUAUUGAAAGGUUGGGAGCUUGUAAUUUAAAAUUCAGAAUUUCAGCUGGCUUCAAGAUAAUGAAUUUGCAUGUAAAUUUUGUUAAGAUUUUUAAAGAGAUAAAAAACAAACAACAAAUUUGGACUUGUCCUUAAAGAUUCCUGAGAGGUUUGUUAUUAUUGAUGGGUUGUAAUUGGAUGUUGAGCCAGCUGUGAUCCAUGAUGGGAAAAUAUUCUAACUAAUAAUUAACUUAGAAUGCAUCUCUCCAGGCAAAAUCUGCUCAAAAGGGUAAGGGCAUAACCACCCUUGAGUCAAAUUUUGCAUUGUUUGUUUUUUGCAUGAUUUUUCUUAUGGUAAGUUUUUAUAAAAUGUUACCCAAGUUUUUUCUUUACUUAAACUUACUUCAUUUUUGAAGAUCAUAUGCCAAGUUAAAUGACUCAAUUUUCCUUCAGCUAGCUAACUCUUCAAGAGUUAUUUAAAUUGUUAAAUGACAAACAAAGGAAACUUGAACUUUUUCGUGCCUAUAAAUGUGUCUGAUGUAUGUCAUAAGUAAUUUCUCAAAACUGAUGUGAUAAACUACAAAGACACCAUAAUGCAGAGCAUUUUAAUUGAAAUAUGUUUACCCAUCGCAUUUGAAAUAAGAAAGUGAGAAAAUUUUGGCUACCAGUCCUUAAUAUCUCUUAAUAUUUGAUAUUGUUACUGUUUAUUUAAAUUUCAUAUGACUAAUGGGUUACCUGCAUACCAUCCACUAAAAGAUGUUUCUCUCAGUGAAUUACAUGUUCUUGUUGCUAUGCCAGCUGACUUUUUGUGAGAAUUUGUCAUCAUAAUCACUGAUAUACAAAUGUUUAUUUUAGUUAUAGGAAUAGGAUCAUCAUGUUUUCAUGCGACUCUGUUGUAUGAAAUGCAGGUAAGGUUGUGCUGAUUAAUGAACAUUUUACCUGUUGAUUAAACUAGUUGUCAUUUAUCUUUUCAGUUAUUACUGCUCCCUUUCCAUUUUAUCACACUUUUUUUUCAUCAAGAGCUUUCUCUGAAUAUAUAUUCUGUUUUCUAUUGCUAGAAAAUAGAAAACAGGCUCCAAUGAGUUGUAAAACACCAAGUUGACUUAAAACACAGGCUGUUACCCAACGAGCACGGGAAAAAUAACUUUUCUUAACUUAUUAUUCAAUUGAAAAUUAUGGCUACAAUAAUUUUAAACAUAAUACUUUAAUUAACCACAACAGGAGGAUGAUUCUUAUUUAUGAGAAAAUCUUAGUGAUGAUCAUGAGAUAAUUGCUGAUAUACAUGCAGCUAAGCCAAUAAAACCUCUCCUAUUGUUUUAAUGAUUUUAUAUCCAGUGAUCUGUAUAUUAUUAUCUUGAUAGCUACUUGAUGAGCUUCCAAUGAUUUAUGGAACUUGUGUGUUGAUAUUCUGCAUGUAAGUAAAUUAAAAAAUAUAUUUUAUUCAUAAAUGUUUUUUUUUUUAUGCUGGUACUUUGUUUGAAUUAUGUGCUUCUCUUGAAAUUAUUCCAUAUCUAGAGGAGUCUUGUUCUAUUGACCAGAAUCCUCACUGAAAUAUUUUUAACAAAUUUUUUGCUAAGGGAAAUGAAAAGUUGAACUGAAAUUAGAUUAAGUUCUCUUGACUUUUGCAUUAAUUUAAAUUAUACAACUUUGACUUCUGACAUAAAGAAAUAACAAAUAUGUCAUUCCUUUUUUUUGGUAAAAAAGGAAGAAAUGUUGAGAAGUCUUUUAAGACUUAACUUUUGCAAUAAUUUUUAAUUCUUUUUUACUCAGUUGUCAUUGUUCUCAUCGUCCACGGGAUCACAACCAAACUCUUACAUUAUGCCUUAUUGUCUGUUGUGCCAUGAUCACUUUGGUAAGAUGUUAUCAUUAUAAGAUUUAUGAGGUACUAACUGAAAGUUAUAACAACUUUCUCUUUGUUAGAAAUGCAAGAGGAUGAAAAAAUAGUGAUAAUGAUGUAUUUUUCCAGAAAAUGUUCUUUACCUGCUUGUGGCUUUUUUGUUAUAUUGAGCCCUUCCUUACCUUUCCCCCCUCCAAUCUGCUGCUAUUGAAAUUUCUAAUUUUGUAUGUUUAACCCCUUUAGUAAGUUUGCAAACCCUUCCUCCUCUCUCUGAAAUUUCCAACCACCCCUUUUGGUUAGCUAUAGAGCAUAAUUAUAGUCUGAAGAUGCAAAUUGAUAUGAUUAUUACCAUACUAAGCCAACUAAAAACUGAAAAAGUGAUGUAUUUUCAAAAGCAGUUAAAACAAUUGGCUUUGUAUUACAGACUCUCAUGUAUUGCUGGUAAUAUGUUAAGUGUAAGCAAGAUGCAAACACAAAUCUGGUGCACUGUGCAAAAUAAUUUAUUUCAGUCAUGAUUUUUAAAUUCUGAAGAGACUACAAGAAGAAUUGAACCCUAAAUUAUUUUACUUUUGUCUCCAGGUAUAUUUGACUGUUGUAAACCCACUAAUAUUUCAGGUAUGUGUUUAAUGAAAUUGAGCUCUGCAACAAUACAUUUGCAGAUAAAUAGGAAAAUCUCAUAGCAUUCACAUGUGUCUACAAACUCAUGUACAGGUGAUUUUACUAACCCUUAACUCCCAAAAGUGAUUAUCAUGAAACUUCUUCCUAUAAUAUCCAUAAAUUACUCAAAAACAGGAAAUGAGAAUAUUCUAACUUAUCAGGUAGAAGCACCAAGUUUUUAUAACUAAUUUACAAGGAAAUGUGUAGCAGCUUUAUGGGAGAAUUAACAAUCAGAUCUAGGGAGUUAAAUGGUUAAUUGAUAAUCAAGCGCAUGCAUUUUAAAAUGUUUGUGUGCUUUUCAUUUGCUUUCUAGUGGGCAUAUGGUAUUCUGGUAGCUACGCUUGUUAUCAAAACUGGUAUGGCUUGUAGGUAAGUAGUUAUAUAAUUAUAUGUUUAUAUAAUUUUAUUUUGUGGUCCACAUUAUCAACCCUUCACACCCCAUCAUCAGCAUGCAUAUUCUCCAUACUGUUCUCUUUACAUUUCUUAUGGAUCUUCAAUGAGAAUCUGUUUAACAAUCAAGAGCUUUGUUAAUUGGUGAUCAUUUCCUCUAAUCUCGUGACCUUAAUGGUUGAUUCAGGGGUGAUAUUGUGAGAAGAGUUUAGAUGCUAGUCACUCUUUGGUGAUCAAGGGUUAAGACUGUUUUUUGUUUUUGCUGGAUUAAAUGGUUAUUAAAUUAAGAGGUGGUGAGUAAAUAAGGGCUGGAAACUGUCUGAGAAUGAGGAUAAAGUUAGAAAAUGCAAGGGCAGGGUUAGUAAUGAAGUAUGUAACAUUACAUUCAGGAUAGGCAGUAGCUGUGAACAACUGCUUCCAAGCCAUAUAGUGCUUGCAUAGGCUUUGGGUCAUUUCUUUAGUGUAGUUUCAUCUUUUUUGGGACCAAACAUGUCCAACAAGGCUAGAACAUGCCUGAUCUCACUUCUCAUGUCCAAUGCAUAGAUUACCUAUUAAGAGGAGUAAGAAUGUGGCAAGAACAUUUGGGCUCAUGCUAUUAAUUACUCUCUUUGAAAAAUUUACUCAUAUUCAUACAUGUAUAACUUUGUUUUGCUCAGCUCCCUUACAUGUUGAGUAAUGCUAUUUUUUAUUUCAUGUAACAGAAAACACAAAGGUUCAAAGAAACUUUUGUUCAUAUCGCUUUCAAGGUAAACACAUAAAUUGUGAAGUUCUAAACAGUUAUUAUGAACAUAUCAAUGAUGAUGGUGAUGAUGAUGAUGAGUAGUGUUGACAGAUGGCAUAACAAUACAUUGUUGUUAACUUUACUUCUAGCUAUGCUAUUGGAUUUAUGCUUUGGAACAUUGACAAUAACUUCUGUCCAUCUGUAAGGUAAGAACCCACUGUUGGUUACCACCUUAAUAUUUUCCUCUCCUCAGUCUAACAAAUUAUUCAUCUGAAAACCAAAAAUUACAUACUUUGAAUUUAUUGAGUAACUAUUCUCACACUAAUUUACAGUUAUUAGGUAAGAAAAAAUUUGAAUACACACUUCACUUGAAAUUUAUCUUUCAAUCCCAACUAAGAGAAAGAGCAAGAGCCAUUGCCACUUUAUGCAUCAGACAUAAUAAACUACAGCAGCAGCAGUUAUGGGAGUUGAAGUUUUGCUUGUAUACUUUUUUGGCUCUUUUUAGACUCUGGCUUUUGACACUUCCCUAAAUGCUGUGCUGUUGUGAAGUUAGGUUCAGUGUGAUUGUGGUAGAUUUCUACUUAGAAGCAAUACCUUGAAAAUGUAUGAAAUUUAUUAUUUUUUAAUUUUUACAGAGAAAUAAGAAAUUUAGUGUCUGCACCUAUUAGACCUUUCACACAGCUGCAUGCAAUAUGGCACACUUUGGCUGCCAUAGGAUCAUAUUAUCAUGUUCUUUUCAGGUUGGUAUCAGUGUUUGUUGAAAAUUGAAUGAUUAGAAAAGUUAAUUGGGUUGGGGGGGGGGGUAACUAGAGAAAACUAGUGAAGUACAAGAAGUCAUGCUUAGGAAAAUGCAAGAAGGGCUUCAUACAAAGAAUUCUUGGAGGGCUUUGGCCUUCUCAUCCUUUUUCCUGAUAGGUAAAAAAACAAUAUGUAAGCCCAUUCCUGCUGAGAAAAAACGAGCAAGAAGUUUGAUGUCAUAUUUACAAUUUUCUCCUCCCCUAAAAGAACUUUUCAUACACUCUAUUCCUGGUUGACUUUGAUAGAAAGAGUCUGUGGAUAUGUGUACCUUUUCAUUGGGUCAUCUACAGUGGCCCUAUUAAAAGGGAUGGGAACUUCCAGGGGCUGCACAGAAAAUUCACCCUGCUUUUUACCUAUUUUAUUAUCUUUGGGCAAGACGCAAUCUGAUUGACAUUUUAAUACAUGUUAGUUAGCUACUAAUAGCUAGUUUUACAGUUGGCUUAUAAUUUUUUCUGUUGAUUUCAUUUUCAGCAUAGAUCUCAGGUUACGGUGUCUUGGAAGAGUAACACAUCUCAAGGUUGGUUCUCAAUAUCAUAUUAAUAUAAUUUUCUGACAUAAAUUAGGCUUUUCUCUGAUGAAUAUGUGAAAUAAUGUCUUUUCAGAUCUUUCAUGGAUGGCUUCCAUUUGUUUAUGUGUCGCGGGAAUCCUUUGAAAAAGAUGUUCUUCCAACAGUGACCCAUAAUGCUGCAAUUUUUCUUUUGUUAUUUGGUCUGGUUGUGAAGGUGUUGAAGUAACUUAACAAUAUAAAUUGAAGGGAGCAUGAAAAAAAGCCUCAAGGGAGUGCUGAUUGUCUGCUAGAUUCUCCUUCCAAAUUGUCUGGUUUUUCUAGAUGAACUGUUAGGAGAAUCUGAAGUUGCUACAAGAGUUACUUAUGGGGCCUUUUUCCUCACACCCCUUCAAAUCUUGUAAACUUUCAGUGAUAGUAUAUACUUGCUUGGGUAACAUAUUGAAUAAGUUAUUAAGUUAAGUACAUUCCCUCUAAACCCCCCCCCUUUUUAAUAACAUCUAUAAUGAAAUACACAGAAAUUCAAGGGUUUGCUAAUGUCUGAUUAAUAAUAAUUAAUAAUUAAUGAUUAAUUUAAAAUAAAUGUGGUGAGAAAAAUCAAAAAUUUAAAAUUGAUAUCAUUGGUUGGGUGUUAUAUUAUCUCUCAAUUAUAUAUUAAGGAUUAUAUAUUACGGAGCAGUUAAGAGCUAAUAUUUUUGGUCUCCAAAUUUUCCUUCUUCCUUCAGUGAUCUCAACAAGUAAGAAUUUGAAUAUGUAAAAUUGAUCUUUUGAUGGCAAUUAUCAAAAAUAGGCAAACAAAAUAUAUGUACUAAUCAAAACACUUAGUUUGGUUGACUUUUCUUGGUGCCAAGUCUCCAGUGAAACAUUUUCAAAAUGCACAAGCUUGAUUCUUCAUUGGCAUAUACUUUAAUUUUUUAAUUAGUUUUCCAUCUUUUAGCCAAACCAAUAGGCUUCCAGUUAGUAGUUAAUUGCUUAUAAUAUAUUAAAGUAACCUUGUAUUUGUGAUAAAUUGUCUUUAGUAACAUGUAAAAUGUCUCAAGUUUGUGGCACAUACAAGUAUAUAAUGUAAUGUAUGUUUCAAGUUGAAAUUAGACAAUCAUUUUAUUAAAGGAAGGAUUAAGGGUGAGAUAUUUUAUUAUGGGGCUAAUUUUUGAUAAACUGCAGAGUUUGUAUAGAGGGUGAAAAUUUUUGCAUCAAAUUUAGGGAUAAUUUUUGAUAAGUUUUCAUAAUUAUGGGUAAUCAAGCAUUGAUUAUAAAUGAGAAUAUUUCAAUCAAAUAGCAGACAGUCUAAUACAAUUCUCUUGUGCUAUUUUCCAAUGUAAUUCUAUUAUAGAACUUAUUACACUAAAAGUUUGAAGUGACCCCAAAAGUGUGUUUAAGAAAGAUUUGUUGAUAGGUUGGUAAGUUUAUUUCCAGCAAGUAAAAAGCAUCAUGCAGUUAACCACAAGUAUAUGUUAUUUUUAUUGUCUUUUCUCUUCAAAACACUAAAUUUUCUGUUAAUGUUUAGCUUUGUUUAAAUAUUUUAAAUAUUUAUUGUCUCCCUUGCAACAUGAAGUACAACACUUUAACAGUUAUGUUGUAAGUAUUUUAUCAUUGAGGCUGUAAUAAAGUAUGGUGCAAUUGUAUCAUUAUUUAUUGUACACAAGAGUGGCUGCCAUUGUUCUAGAAAAGUAUUAAAGGAUUGCAAAAAACUGUUUCAAGAAGUGUCUUAUGACUUUUUUAGCAGUACCAAAAAGUCAGAGCCAAAGAUGAAAAGUUUUAGAAAUAUCACAGUUUCUGAAAACACAUUCAGUUUUCUUAUCCCUUUAUUAACUAAACAUAAAGUAACAAGAAGGAGCUUUGAACAUUUCCUAGUGAAUUAUUUUCACUAUAAGUG
Pocillopora meandrina is the source of this 8241-nucleotide messenger RNA. The record is from the annotation of a GenBank genome assembly. NCBI's taxonomy places the organism in Eukaryota, Metazoa, Cnidaria, Anthozoa, Scleractinia, Pocilloporidae.